Lepisosteus oculatus (spotted gar) is the source of this 1703-nucleotide messenger RNA. The record is from RefSeq and is a predicted model, not a curated record. NCBI's taxonomy places the organism in Eukaryota, Metazoa, Chordata, Actinopteri, Semionotiformes, Lepisosteidae.
CUGUGUUUUCUAAGCGCUUUUUGUUGCACAACUUCUAAAUAACCGCCCGGUCGUCUGGAAACAAAACGAAUUUGUAAUAUAAUAUCUAUCAACAGCAAAUACAUUGUCCUGUUUAUACUCUAGUCGUGUAUGAGUUCACCGUGUGGUUUCCUUCAGGGAGUUGUAAACCGGAGCUCCCAUAGCGAAUUAUUUUUUUUUUUACUGACGCUCUUAUGUACCUUUGAUAACAGUGUUUAUUUAGUGAGCUAUGGUGAGCUACUGCGGUAAGAAAGAAACUAUGUUAAAAUCGAGUUUCUCAGGAGUGGCGUUUCAUUCAUUUGCAGUGGUGAAGGUGCUUUAUCUGUGUCUUCUCUGCUGUUAGGAAAUUCCCUCGGGAGAUACAGCGAGCCCAGUUGCUCGACAGACGUGCUGGAAACUCACGGGAAGCGGAGCGGCGGAAUCUACAGUCCUAUCAAUAUCUAGAUAAACCUAUAUUAUUCUUCCAGCGUGAGUUGUCUCAUUACUUGGCCUCACUUUCAACUGCGUUGGAAGAGAGGAGAUUUUAAUUUAGGGUCGGAAACUGGCCUGUUGAAAAGUCACAUUCCCUCAAUGGACCCCAGCAGCGCCGCGGUGCGGGACCCCCGGGAUGUGCUGCUGCUCGGCGAGGGCAACUUCUCCUUCGCUGCCGCCCUGUGCCAGGCCGGCGGGGGCAGCCCCAGGGUCACCGCCACCUGCUACCAGGCCGAGGAGGCGGUCCUGCAGCAGGAGGGCGCGGAGGAGAACAUCCAGCUCCUCCGAGAGCAUGGGGCGGAGGUGCAUUUCGCAGUGGACAGCACCCGGCUGGGGGAGUGCCCGGCGCUGGCGGGGCAGCUCUUCGACCACAUCAUCUUCAACUUCCCCCACUGCGGCAGGAAGGCGGGCGUGAAGAGGAACCGCAGCCUGCUGGCCAAGUUCUUCCUCAGCUGUGCCCAGGUGCUGAAGGACAGCGGCGAGGUCCACGUGACUCUGUGCAACGGGCAGGGGGGCACGCCCGCGGACCAGCCAAUGAGAGAGUGGCACAACAGCUGGCAGGCCGUCGCCAUGGCCGCGGAGGCGGGAUUCAUCCUCAGCGAGAUCCGCCCCUUCGACGGCGCCAAGUACCACGGUUACAGGAGCACGGGCUACAGGAGCCAGGACAAAACUUUCCACGCGGAGGGGGCCCUGACCCACGUCUUCACUCGCAGCCUGCCCUGCGCCCCCCCGGAGAGCGUGCAGGCCGAAGCGAGGCUGGCCAGGGGCAGCGUUGGCUUUGAGGUGCCCGAGGAGCUGAGCCACAGCUUCGGCAGGUACUGGAGUCGGGAACGGGCUGGGGGCCCCAGCUGGCCCCCGACUCCCACGCUGCGCGGGGUCUCUGCACCGCGUUUCAGAAAAUAAACUUCACAGAGCAUCUGAACGUUUGGAUGAAAAAGUAAAAUCUGUUUUCCCUAAAACCACACUGUUGCAUUCAGAGUCGGUGAUAUUGGAAUCAGGUCUUUGUUAGGUUUCCAGGUGGGUAGGAAACCAUAGAUCACUUGUCAAAACCUUUAUGGACAGUAGUGAUUAGACACUCAACAUGCUGGUUCUGUUGACCUGCAAGUCUUCCUUCAAUCUUUUAAAUUGAUCGCUAUAAUGGGUAUUUAACAGGGGAAGUGCUACAAUCUGCACAAAGCUCCGUCCUUCGGAUGAGACGUAAAACCGAGGUCCUG